Perkinsus marinus ATCC 50983 is the source of this 2034-nucleotide messenger RNA. RefSeq names its product glucose-6-phosphate isomerase, putative. Gene Ontology annotation, molecular function: monosaccharide binding; carbohydrate derivative binding; glucose-6-phosphate isomerase activity. The record is from RefSeq and is a predicted model, not a curated record. Gene Ontology annotation, biological process: gluconeogenesis; glucose 6-phosphate metabolic process; glycolytic process. Gene Ontology annotation, cellular component: cytosol. The transcript has 11 exons. Bases 22 to 1686 code for a protein of 554 amino acids. NCBI's taxonomy places the organism in Eukaryota, Perkinsozoa, Perkinsida, Perkinsidae.
AGUUCAUUUCCAUAGACUAGGAUGAUUUCCAGCACCCAGGCGUUCGCCAAUGCGGCCUCUGCUGCCGAUAAGAUCAAAAACGUCCAUUUAAAGGAGCUCUUGAAUGACGAAGAGCGCAACAAGUCUAUGUUCGUGACCCCUCCCGAGUUGAAGGGAGUGACUCUGGAUUAUUCCAGAGAACGCCUUAAUGAGGCCUCACUUAAGGCUCUAUUUGACUUGGCCAAGGAGGCCCAUCUCGAUGAGAAGAUCGAAGAUAUGUUCAACGGUGUUAAGAUUAACACUACUGAGAAGAGAGCUGUCCUUCAUACUGCCUUGAGAGCUCCUCGUGGUGGUAAAGUCAUCGUCGAUGGCAAAAAUGUCAUCGAGGAUGUUUGGAGAGUUUUGGACCAGAUCAAAAGCUACUCCGAUAAGAUCCGUUCCGGCGCUUAUCGCGGGGUGACCGGCAAGGCCCUCAAGAACGUCGUUUGCGUCGGCAUUGGCGGGUCCUAUCUCGGUCCCGAGUUCGUCUUCGAGGCCCUCCGUACUGACCCUGCUGCUAAGAAGGCCGCUGAGGGCAGGACUACCAAGUUCCUUGCCAAUGUCGACCCCAUUGAUGUGGAGAGGGCCCUUGAGGGCCUCAAUGCUGAGGAGACUCUCCUUGUCGUCAUCUCCAAGACCUUCACUACUGCCGAGACAAUGCUCAACGCUAAGACCGUUCGCCAGUGGCUCUUCGAUAAUCUCGGCAAGUCUCCUGAGGUCGUCAGCAAGCACGUGUGUGCAUGCUCUACUGCUCUGAAGUUGACCAAGGAGUUCGGCAUUGAUGACGAGAAUGUCUUUGCCUUCUGGGACUGGGUCGGAGGUCGCUACUCUGUCAGCUCUGCUGUUGGCUGUCUUCCACUUGCCCUCCAGUACGGCUUUGACCAAGUGAACCAAUUCCUCGAGGGUGCCCAUCUGAUGGAUGAGCAUUUCCGCAAUACUAAGGACCUCACUCAGAACAUCCCGGCCCUUAUGGGCCUCAUCGCUGUCUGGAACAGCACUUUCCUCGGCGCGACCUCAACUGCCAUUCUCCCCUACUGCCAGGCUUUGGUGAGGUUCGUCGCUCAUAUUCAGCAACUUGAUAUGGAAAGUAACGGCAAGAGAGUUACUCUCACUGGCCACACUGUAGACUACAACACUGGCAUGGUUCACUUUGGUGAGCCCGGCACUAACGGUCAACACUCCUUCUACCAAGAGCUUCAUCAGGGCACUACUAUUGUGCCCAGUGAGUUCAUCGCAUUCGCUAAGUCGCAGAAUCCGAUUAAACUUGCCGGGGAGCCCGUCAGCAACCAUGAUGAACUCAUGUCCAACUUCUUCGCCCAGCCUGAUGCUCUGGCUUUCGGUAAGGGCUUCGAUCAACUUGAAAAGGAAGGCGUCCCCGCCGAAUUGAUGGACCAUAAGUUCUUCCCGGGAAACAGGCCCUCGUUACAGCUCCUUUUCCCCGGUACCUGCAAUGCUACCUCGGUGGGAGCUCUCCUUGCUGCAUAUGAGCAUCGUACUAUGGUCCAGGCCGCCAUCUGGGGCACCAACUGCUUUGAUCAGUGGGGGGUUGAAUUGGGUAAGGUCUUGGCCAAAUCUGUUAGAGGGCACUUCGCCAACCCUUCUGCUGGGGUUUCCGAGUUCUGUGGCUCGACCCAGAGGCUCCUCAAACAGUAUCAUCAGAUGAAGUAAGGGAGAAGAUCAGAAUUGCCUUGCUUGUUCUGUACGUUAUCAUCAAUCUAGAUCGCCGUGUAUCACGCGAUUGUUUCACCGUCCUCCCGAAGCUCUCUCCUUACCAAUAGGUCGUCUUGUGUUAUGGUGAAUUUUAAGACAUGAAGUUGAGGGUAGACUGUGGCUACAGAAUUUCCAGCUCGGAAGCGUAUGGUCAUCUGCCGUCAACAAUAUAUUAUGGUGGUUGCCGUCUUCGUUGAAUUGAAGAUGUUAUUCAAUUGAUAAUAACUCGGAUACAGGAUUUCUCUGCAGUGCCCCGGUAUGUUUGUUGUUGGGCUUGCUCAGUAUGACUUGAUGGAGCGUUUCAGA